AUGUCUGAAUCUAAGCUAGGUUUUCAUGCAGAUGGGGUGAGAGAAGGUGGUUUCAGAUACGUAAAGACAAAGCUUGCCCUUCACUCGCAAACCCAGAAAAAUGUAGGCCUUGCACCACGACAAGGUGGAACGAAAACAGAUCGUGAUUCAAGAGAGGAACACAAAAGCAUGACCUGUGUCGUGUGCUAUGCAGAAAUUGAUCAGAUGGAGAACGGAGAGGAAGAAGAAAGAUGA
This is a messenger RNA of Sphenostylis stenocarpa, 234 nucleotides long. NCBI's taxonomy places the organism in Eukaryota, Viridiplantae, Streptophyta, Magnoliopsida, Fabales, Fabaceae. The record is from the annotation of a GenBank genome assembly.